UUAUGCAUUAACGGUAGAACAACGAGCACAGUCUGUGGAACCCGACCUCAAGGACGUACCAUUAUGUCCACUCUGUAUGAAGAACGAGCUGCGCGUGGACGGCUCGGGCAUGCGCAAAGGCCAAGAUAUUUGUGUGGAUUGCGAAAAACUUACUUGUGCGGAAUGUGGAUCUUUCGAAGGUUCACUUACGACUAGGGAAUGGGUGUGCAUGGCCUGCCAGAAGCGUCGGAAGUUGGUGCUAAGUAGUGGCAUGUGGCAUCCAGGAGUCGAGCCAGCGGCGGAAGUACCACUGUCGAAACAAAUAGAGACCCGGAUGGAAACAAUGAAAGAUAAAGGCAAUGGAAAACAACUAUCAGAAAGAAGCAGUGGUAAACCUUCGACAGAUAAAGGAAAUGGGCGGAAUUACACUGAAAGGUCAAACGGGAAAAACCAGGCAGAGAAAGGAAACGGGAGAAAUUCAUCUGAAAAAGCAAACGGGAGAAGUGCAUUGGAUAAACCAAAUGGACGAAGUGCACCUGACAGAGGUAGUAAACAUUCGCUUGAUAGAUCUUCUUCAGAAACCGAACAAGUGAGAACAAAACCACCUAUACCGAAAAAACCAGCAUGUCUGCUACAACACCAAACAUCUUUACCCACCACCGUUGUUCCACCAGUACCGGCACCCCGGCCCGGCCUACCGCCCAAAGACACACAGAAAAGCGCAGAAGGCAGCCGGGAAUCCCUAAUAGAUAGCCCAGUGUCGGAAGAUGGACCAUCUAGUUCCGGUGGUCAAUCGAGACUCCGAGGGGUCCUCAGGACUAUGGUCGGCAGCUGUGCGAUGGGCCAAGGUGCCAGGAGUGAUUCGGAAACCUCUGCGUCUGAUGUGGAUAUGGAAGAUGUCUCUAUGCACUAUUACCAAGGCGAUGGGAUGAGUACGGACGAUGUAAGUGAUGAUUAUUCGAUGAUGAGCAUCGGAAGUAGUGAUGACAGUGGUAGACUUCGCAGGAAACAUCGCCCGCGGUCUCUCAACAUCCCGCGUUCUCACAGCGCCACGUCAUCGGAUGACGAGACCACGGAUAGCACCAUAAGUACAGACACUGAAAACCGAUUAGCUCCUCUGGCCGUCAUGAACGAGGCAAGAGUCGCAUUAGCUGCUAGUGCAUUCGCAGAGGAAAUGGAAGACUUCAAAGGAGAGUCUUCUAUGGAUGAAGUUAUGGACAAAUAUGAUUCCGAUGUGCAAGACGAUUUAAAGUCGCAUAUGAGUCCAUCGCCCCCGAGAAGUCCGAGUUGGAGGGCAGGUUUAGAGAGUCCACCAUUUUCGCCAAAACGUAAGGAUUUGUAUCCUGGUAAAAAGCGCCCCUCGUCUCCGGUGUCUCCAAAAGACAGUCGCUUGCAAUUUACGUACGACGUGUCACCCCCAGUCCGCCAGCUAUCGGUUGAAGAGUUGUACGCUGAGGCACAUGCACUCGGCGAAGCAGGCUACGCUGUCAUGCCAUUAGUUCAAAAACCUUCUCCGAUAUCGCCAGAGGAACUUGUUGAUGAUAUGAUAACAACAAUGGGUGAACCUUUCCUUCUUAAAAUGCCCGAAAGUAAACCGUGUCAUAAUCUUCAUGAACUCGACACUAGUCAUAUAGAUCUCCCCGAUACUGCUGUAGCUAUUGACCUCGCUACAUACGCUGCUACAAUUGCGAGUAACACUGCUAAUCUCACACAAAUGACCGUGUCACCCACUAACCUACAAGUUUUACCCGUGCAUGAACAUGACCAGAUUUCCCCAGAUUCGCAGGAUACUGAAAGCACUGAAAGCGCGUCGCCGAUUUCACCAAGUUAUUAUGAAAAUGGAUCCGAUGAUAUGGACGAGGUUGAACUAGCAGAUCCAUCUUCAAAAGCAAUAGAUUAUCAGGGUUCAAAGCGCCAAAAGGUGCGGCCUCCCUCAACCGACUGGUCUCCAGUGAUUGACUUGUCUCCUAUUUUAGACGUAUCGCCGUCAAUCGAAGAAGCAGAACGUGUCGACAUGUUCGAAAAGCAGGAGGAAGAACGACGGAGGAGAGAGUCACAGGAGGAAGAUGAGGACGAUGACGAAGAUUAUGAUAGUUAUUUUCAGCCUCUCGAAGAAGAUGACGAACAAAAUUCUUAUUAUGGUCUUAAGAGGUAUGAUAGGGUAGAAAAUAUAUGUCAACUUUUACAAAGCAAUGGCCCGAACGUUAGUGAUGGUCUUGCGAGUUCUUCGGAGGCAGCUUGCAUGGCGUUGGAUGAUAGUGGUUUGGUUAAUGACAUGGCAGGUCAUCCUUUUACAUGUACAACGCUAGCCUCAAAGUCGGUGACUAAGGACGUAAUAUUGAAAAGUCAACCAUGUAGUUCAGAAGUGCAAACAAUUACAUCUAAUAAUCAACCAAAAGUAAGUUUAAUUCAGAGUAGGGUUAAUUCGUUAGAACAACCCGAAAAGGGUGCUUCCUGUUCUGCUUCCUCUUUGUCAACUACAAAACAAAGUGAACCCAAAGAAAAACCUCCUAAGCCUGCUAUACGACCGCGGAGAAAGUUACCAGAACCUACCGCAGAAAUGAUAGCUGCACAUACGAAAAAGCACUCGAAAUCAUCAGGCAAAUACCACCAAAGUGCACAAUCGUCGGUUGGUGCUUCUUGCUCUUCUGGAUCAUUUGUGAAAAUGGUACCCCAUUCGGGUGAUGUUCCUCAACGACCGGAUGGUAGAAAUAGCGACACGAAUAAUAACAACAACAAUAAUAAUAAUAACAGCAAUAUGAAUAUGGUGCAAGAUUUGGCAAAGGGUGUUGAAUCGGAUGAUAAGAGGAAAAAGGCCAAAGACAUGAAAGCGAAACCAAAUCCACUAGUCAUACGACACAUCGAGUCGGAGGACCAGAGCAUGUCUCCCCAGUAUAAGGUCCUGGACUCACCUCCGAGUCCGGAGUCCCGCUCCUCACUGAAGAGGGACUAUUCUGACAGUACAUCUGUGUCUCCCUCCUCCUCCCCUGAUCGGGAGGUGUAUCCCUUCCCGUCACCUGUCACCCCUCCCGACUCUGACUCCUCCCCACCCAAGCCUCAUUCUCCCUCCUCACCGGGUACAGACUUUGAUGAGGAUAGCACUUACGAAAAACCCACUCCAUCUAAACGCUUGCCACACCUCAAUAAGACCUUUGAGGAGAAAUCUUUGGCCGAGACCAAGGUCAAGGACAAAAUCAAGAAAUUCGAGCAGGUGUCUCAAGAAUCAAAGAAGACGAGAAGAAAAUUACCUCCGAUUCCUACUGGUGACGAAUCUUCAAGCAGUUCUAAACAAAAGAGUCAAACUUCAUCUUCCCGAAAACAUCACACUCACGUUAGAUCUGAAAACCGCCGGAAGCGUACCGGGUAUGGUACACCUUCCUCUACAAGCGACGAAUCUAUGAAUGAGGAUGAUUUUGAGGUUGCGAUGUGGACAAAUCAUCACCAUAAAAGCCAUACGAGGAUGAAUGAUCUGGAUAAGCCAGCAUCAAUGGAUAAGCGAAAUGGAAACUACAUACCUGCUGGGGAUUCCUCCAAGGACAAGCCAAUGAAGGCAGUGAAAGCAAAUAUACCUCUAGAUAAAAAUAUACUGAUGGGAGCGAUUGGCAUAUCUGAACGGAAUGACCAAAGAAGUAAGGACAGGGAAGAAACUGAUGAAAUGAUUGAUUCCAUGAUCAACAUAUACGGUGUGCCAAUAACACAAGCUAUGAAAUCGCUCAAAAGAAGACUACAGGACGAGCUCCGGAAGGCAACUGAAGGACGACGAAGAAGAAUUGAGGAGUUUGAAGAAAUACGGGCUCUUCAACUGCAAAUAGGAGAACUUAAACUCAGUUCAGACUAUGCCAAAUCCCAAUUAAAACGAUCUAUGCAGCAAAGACCUAAUAAAACUAGUCUUGGACAAAACGGCAAGAAGCGCGGUACUUCACCUUUACAGUCCGCGCGUUCUUCACCUCAGGUGUUACCAAGGCGUUCACGACACAAGCGCCAGACGUCGGAUCCAAUGAUAUCUAAGUUUUCGCCUAUUAAGGAGGAUAAAGACGUUGAAUCUGAUUUUCAAUCUAAGGGAAAGUCGGCUUCUGCAGAGCAGACACAUAUGAAAUAUAUAACGGACGAUAGCUCUCAAUCGGGUUUGAGUGACAAUGAAAGUAUACGAUCUGAACCUGUUUCAAAUGCACGUAACAAGAAAAUAAAACCUUCAGCUUAUGCAAAAAUGUUUUUUAAUGCCUCCUACGAUGAAUCGAAGGGACCAGAAGUGGAACAAUCUACAUUACCUGGAACAAAAUCAAAAAGUCGAUCCGAAUCACACAUACCGCAAAAAGUGAAAAAGGCCACUCGUUCUCCUUCGUGUUUUGGAGUCGAAGAGGAAAUUAAAGUACGCGAAGAUAGAAAACAAGAAUUGCAAAAUGAAAUUGAGAAAAGGAAGAAGCAACUCGAAGAAACAUCCAGACUUCAAGCAGAGUUACUAAACCUGACACGUACUUCCGGUCAUGCUAUGGCCCAUAGCUAUGAUGAUCUGCCACGAACGGCAAAUUACAGCUAUCCUGCAGCCCGACCUAUCCCAACCGGCAUAAUUAAACCUUUAGAAGACGACGAGGAAAGUGAGUUCGACUACCUAAGCAGACGUCUAGAUGAUGAUAAAGGAUCAUGGGAUAACUUCCAGCAGCAGGCAAACUAUAGUUCAACCGAAUACUUAGCACAUAAACAAGAAACCUCGCGUAGAAGUCGAGUAGAAGAAAUGCAUUCUGCGUAUUCUAGUCCUUUUCUUUAUAGUGGUAAUAUUGAUGAUCCCCAUGCGUUUAAACCUACGGCCCAACCGUCUGACUUCUUCCGGAAGUCUGACCCCAUCAGGGACCCCGUUAUGUCAAGCAGUGUCACGUUACCAGAGCUCCAUUCUGCCCGGACAGUCGACAUUGAGUAUCAGAAAAAGAAUACAUGUUCUGACACCGAAGCAAGUCCCCCAAGUGAUGCCACUCCCGCAAUGCCUUUGCUCGAUGAUGUCAAAGCCAGGUCACGUAAGAUAAUUCACGACAUUGGUUCCGGAAGUAGACCUGUUUCUGCUGAGUUCAACUUUACUGGAGGCGUAGAUGAUCUGAUGAACGCCAUCUACCGAGCAGAAAGUGACAACAGUGUGGAUGCUGACGAACCAAUCAUGAAGCACAUGAUGGAGGGAGGGGUCACAAUACUUAAACAACUUGAGAGGAAGAAACCGUUGAAACCUUCGCAGCCAAAGAAAUAUGAUUUCCCUACCAAGCGGAUCUUGCUUACCCGAGAUCCAAAAGACAGAUCCAUCAAAGCAGGUAAUGGGAUAGGGAUGAAGAUUGUUGGCGGCAAGACAGUGCCAUGGAAUAAUGAGGUGGGAGCUUACGUCACGGCCAUAUACCCUGGGGGCGUGGCUGAACAGUUGCACGGAGAACUCCAGGAAGGUGACCAAAUAGUGGAAUGGAACGGUAUCGAGUUGACUACCAAAACGUACGAGGAGGUUCAACAGAUCAUCGGGCAGCCCAAUGGCGAGAUAGAGCUGGUCGUUCGACCUGGACCUAGGUCACAUACAAAGGAGACAGAUCCAGGGAGCUGCCACUCAUCCUAUGAUAAUCUGGAGUUCGUGCCCGAUGACGUGUAUGAGAGGUGUUUGAAGUCCAACCACGGCGUAGAUCCUAAACAGCUAGCUGCCCAGUUAGAGGGUAUCCAGGAGAAGGACUCACCCGCCGAGUCGGCUUCCUCGUCCCAGCCCGAGUUCCUCACUCCUAGUAUGUCGUCCCCUUGUAGUUCCCCUCAUUCCGACCCUACCUCCACGUCCUCCGACCGACAGCGUCAGGCCAGCAUUCCUAGCAGCACGGAGAAGGAGAGACCAGCCGCUGUGGGCCCGUCUAAACCCCCAGAACUACCAGUAGAGGAAGACGAUAUACAGCCUGUUUUUGAGAAAGAAAGAACAAUGGGUGACAUACAGUUGCAACUUAGUCAUGAUGAUUUCGACAGUACCUUCAGUAUACACAUUAUUGCGGCCAAGAACCUUACCCCACAAGACAUGAACGGGCUAUCCGAUCCUUUUGUGAAGAUUUAUCUUCUUCCUGGUCGAUGUGCAGAGAAUAAGCGGCGGACCAAGCACAUAUCGAAAACGUUGAGCCCAGAGUGGUACCAGACAGUGGUGUUUCAGGACCUCCACAGAGAAGAGCUCCAAUACAAGACACUUGAGAUCACGGUCUGGGACUAUGACCGGUUUAAGGCUAACGACUUUCUCGGCGAGGUCAUCAUUGACUUGUCGGUGCCUGGUUUCCUUGACAAUUUGCCACACUGGUAUCCAUUACGUGAACAUGACAACACUACUGGUGUGGAACUUCCAAAGCCAACGGUGCUGCCACCUACCAUAAGGUCUGUACAAAACACCAUCCGAACAGGAUCACCGAAUCAGUCGAGAGGCAGCAGAGAUUCCCCGAGCAAACAGUAUCGGGGUAAUAAAGGAGAUGGACUAGGGGGUAGAAGAAGGUCGUUAGGAGCUUUGACAGAUGUCGACAGACUAACUACCUCUGAAUCUAUGGACAUCUCCUCGACUCACUCUUCGCCUCUUCUGCCGCACAAACCACGUGACAUGCACCUUCAGUCGUCUGAGCAUGCUCCUGGUAAAGUAGUCCAUUGUUUCAGUGGUUUGUCGCACAUCAUGUCUGUAGCACGUCACAUCCUGUACCCCCGUUCAAAGAAGAACAAAUACUGUGCACGCCUUUCACAUCGGCUCCUUCCUAAGAAAAAUAGCGAAAACAGGGGUAUGAAGACAGUGUGGCAAUAUCAUUCAUUCGGAUGAAGAGAGCUAUUGUUUUCAGGUUAGUUUCCUAGCUAUCUGUGAUAUUUUCACCAACCCUGGUUACAUGAUUUUGGACUAUGAUGCAUGAAAUACAUGUCAAGAUUGAUCCAUCACCGAACCCGUGUAUGUCAAGACUCUUCACGUAUGUCUGCCCCCGGAACAAUGGAUGUCAGGAGCGUUUCUGUCUGUCUUUCACCGAACCAAGGUGUGAUGGAGUUUGCCAUUUCUAUAAGUCGUUGAAACUAGGUAUACCAUGCAUGGGCAGUUGUGUUCUCUACCUACCCAAAGAAUGUUAAGACCGGUAAAUAUUGUGCUAUACAGAAUAAACAUAUAUCAGGAGUGGUCAGUUCUGACUGCAAAUGAACCAAAGCCUGUCUGGAGUGGUCAGUUAUGUAACCCUCGAACCACCUUCUACGAUCAUAUAUCACCACGGAAGCUCAUUAAGGCAAUGUUUCCUUUGUACAAUAUUCAAAACGAUUGCGAGUCUUCAAUAACAAAAUUUACAUCGUAGUCAGUAAUGAUGCUGUUCAGUUUGUCGCUGCAAGUGUAUUUCAAUACCAAAUUAUGACCUACAUCCGGUGUUCCAUUAUCAUAUGUUUACAGAUAAAGAAGACGAUGUUGUAACAUAUGAAUUAAUUGGUGACAGAAUUAUGUUUUCUCCACAUUGUUCUAAAUAAUUACUACAUUCUUGGAAAAUACUACAAACAGUAAAUGAAAGAAUUCUACUUAAAAUAAAUCAACCAUCAGUUUAAUCCAUACUCACCAAAGAAGAAUAAUAAUUAUUAUUAUGCUUCCAUAUGCCGCAUUUAUUUGAAGGUAUUAUGAAAUCGUAUAUUUGAAAAUUCUCGAGUGUGGAAGUUCUUGUGCUGUGAUUCUCUAAGCUGAACUCGGUGUUGAAAUUUUUCGCGUUUGCAAUGUUUAACAAAAACUGUGUAUUCAAUAUAUCUAAAAUUAAUAAUAUCUUUAAGUAAAUAUUUGUAGAUUAGUUCCCUCCAGGCGCAAAAAGCCAGCAUUUCCAAACCGCGAAAAAGUCCACCUUUACAGUAACAAUGUAUACGAAGAAAGUAUAAAUGUGUUGCUAUUCGGCAGCCUGAGGUACAGUAUUUGGGUGUAUAGAGGAUUGAUUUGUCUUCAUGAGUCUGGUGUUCAGUGUGUUACAAUUUCUGCCGUUCACGAGUUAUUGUGUUCUCAAAUAUGUCCUGACUUUCAUCACAAAUAGAAAUACAAGAUAUACUUGCAACUUUUGUUAUUGAGUUUGAAAUGACAAAACAGAUCGAAAAUAAAGUUAAUGUAAGUAAUACCGAAUAAAAAUGUAUUUAAAGACAUUAUAUUUACAUUAAUAUAUAUUAUCAGCAAAUAUUUCGUCUUAUAGUGCUAUCAUAUGUACUAUUCUCAACGUAUGCAUUACUUGAUGGCAUUAAAUGGCACUGUGUAAGUCCUCAACACACCUAGAUGAGCUUGGAUUUCAAAUGAUGAUAAUUUCAGUAUUAUUCUAACCGCGCUCGAGUAAAAAAGAAUAGACUUUUUCUACCAUAUAAAUGCAUGACCUUCUUAUGUUAAACCUAUCUUCUCUAGUCAAUGUAUAAAAUGGUAGUCUGAAACAUUUAGAUCGUCCAUAAAGCGGGUAACAUUCCAUUUCAUUACAAGUACAUUAUGUACAAAUAUCAUCUUUCGCAGUUCAUUUAGCGAUUUCCUGUAUAUUUUAGAUAUUGUAUAUAUAUAUAUAGAGACUUAACAAACCUGAUGGAUCUCACCGUAACGAUACAUGUAUCUUAAAUUGUUAUUUAUCUUCUCUUGUAACAGUGAAACAUCAAAUUAACAACAACUCGUUAAAGUAACUAUCAGCAAAUGUAGACUAUUUACGUAGAAUACAUUCUUUGUAAUAGAUAAUAAACGGUUUAUAAAUAUUUAAUAGAAACAUUUGAUCGCGUUCUUCAUUUCUCCUGUCUCCAUCAGUAGAACUAUUUUUCUUCAUCAUAGAGUCAGUAAUUAAUAAAAAUUCACGAGACCAAAAGACGACACGUUAAUUGAUUCUCUCUUUUUUUCAAUGAAUGGUUUCUUUUUCAUUAAUACGGAAUUAAGUGACGUGAAUUAUAAGUAGAUUGUCACGUGAUCUUAUAUGCACAUUUACAUCGUUGAUAUAUCACGGUGAAUUGUUUCUAUUGUCAUAUCCCAUUGUUAUUCAAAUACAAUUGUGAUGUAUAACGAUUUUUCUAUGAAAUAUUUAGAUGUUAUGAGACUUGUAAUCUUAUACCAUGUGCAUUUAGUGAGAGAGAAAGAAGAUGAUUUGAAAGCAAUAGGUGGAAUGAAUCAUUUUUAUUGUUGGUCUAUUGACAAACAAUGAUAGAGUGAGAUGAAGGUAAAUCCUUAUCUUCGCUUUAUUGCAACAGGGAUGAACCGUAAAUUUAUUUAAGAAUUGCUGUAGGAUAGAUUCAUCAACAUUUCAGGCAAACAACAGUUUCAUGAUAGUUUGUAUAAGAAAGUUUUUUUCUUGCAUACCGUAAGUGCCAAAUGAUGAAUUCAUAUAAUUGUUUUAUUGUAUUUGUCUUCGUAUAGAAUUAUGUCAAAUGAAUGGUUAGCGUUAGAUUGGUAAAUGAUAAUCAUUUCAUUACAUAGGAUAUGAUUGCAAAUUUAUGAGAUAUAUAAUUUAUCAAUCGCCUUCCGUUUUUAUCAGGUUUAAGUGUACAAUGGCUGUCUUGUGCUUUUUGAUUGUAAAUGGAGUAACAAAAACGUAGAACUAUUUCCCCUUGUAACUAUUGUACAUGGAUUUUAUAAAAUGUUGACCAGUGCACAAUGUAUACAUGGAAGAACUUGUUCGCCAUGUUAAACAUUAUAUGUAUAGAAGUGAAUGUUUUGAACAAAUAAUGUAAACAUUGUCCUAAGCAACGUGCAUAUGUUUCACAUCGUAAUUUACAAAGUAUAUCUCUUGUCAAUGGUUUUGAUAUAGUAUCUGGUCCCUCAUUUACAUAUAAAGUAAAAUAAGUUCUUAUUCAUUCAAGAGCAAAAACCCAUUAAAUAUUUAUAUAUCUAUAUAUAUAUGUCUGUCAUAGCUCCUUUGUGAAGUUGAAUUCUCUUAUAUUGACGUCAGCACCGAGUGAUCUAGAUGUUUAUAGCUGCAGUUGCAAGUGAGAGAUUGUCUGUUGAUGGGUAGUUGUUAGUUGGAAAGAGUGGUGAGAAUGAUAUAUCAGCGUAAUUAUAACGCUGAGUUCUCUGUGAGGUCAGUUUCAUUGUGAUUCGGAUGUUCAUAUGUGCGUGCAUAUAUACACGUGAACGUAUAUUGGAUCGGUCUGUUCGGGCGCUAGGUUAGGCGAGUACAUGAUCGUCAUUGUUGUUAUCAUAUUUAUGUAUCGGACGUGAAGUAUGUCCUGAAUGAGUUGUUAAUAUUUUUAAUAAAAAUAUAAA
This is a messenger RNA of Mizuhopecten yessoensis (Yesso scallop), 10174 nucleotides long. Its product is annotated as serine-rich adhesin for platelets-like. Gene Ontology annotation, biological process: protein localization to synapse; presynaptic active zone assembly. NCBI's taxonomy places the organism in Eukaryota, Metazoa, Mollusca, Bivalvia, Pectinida, Pectinidae. Gene Ontology annotation, cellular component: GABA-ergic synapse; glutamatergic synapse; axon. The record is from RefSeq and is a predicted model, not a curated record. The transcript is spliced from 21 exons. Bases 77 to 6772 code for a protein of 2231 amino acids. Gene Ontology annotation, molecular function: protein binding; structural constituent of presynaptic active zone.